AUGCCACCAAAGGGAAAACGUGGAGGACAAGCAAAGGAUGCUACACAACCAAGAGUGAGGGCUGAGAGCCCAGUGCAUGAAGAACAGCCGGAAGUCGUGCAUGUCAAUGUAGCUCGGGCGGGAGAGCCUAAUGAGAUGGCUAUGUUUGAGCAAUUUCGUCGGUUCCAGGAAUUCAUGCAAAGGGAGCCAAAUUUGAGAGGAGCACCAGGAGUGAUUCCACCACAACAUGAUGCACCAGUGAAUGAUGCACCAGAGAGGGUAGCCCCACCUCCGCCCCCACCGGUCCAGGUGCAGGGUCCGUCAUACUGGGAGGCUAUGAGGAAUUUGAAGGACAUGGGCAUGGAAACUUUUGGUGGAAAGUCUAAUCCUAUUGAUGCUGACAACUGGAGGAAGAGAUUAGAGAGGAAUUUGGAUAACACUAGGUGUCCACAUGAGUAUCGUAGGGACUUGGCGGUGCAAUAUCUGAAGGAUGAGGCACUGGUAUGGAAGUAUUUUCCUAGAGAGGCUAUGGAUCGUAUGGAGAAUGAGUUUCUGGAGCUUCGUCAAGGCUCAACUACGGUGCGAGACUAUGAUAGGGAGUUUGAUCGACUGAGCAGGUUUGCUGGUAGAUUCAUGAAUGAGGAUGAGUUGAUUCGCAGGUUUCUGAGGGGUUUGAGGAUUGAGCUCAAGAAUCGAUGUGAGAUGUACGACUAUCACAGUAAGAUUGAACUAGUGGAAAAAGCUGCUAAUUUGGAGAUCGGGUUGGAAAAGGAGAUGAAUCAAAACAAAGAAGCACAUGCAAAAGCUACAAAGGGAACAAUCUCUAGUAAGAAGACUUGGGAUAACCAAAUUGAUGGACCAAUGCAGGAUCAAGGACUAGCGUGUGGUACUUGUGGAAAGUCACACCGUGGAGUUUGUUGGAUAACUUUAGGAGGUUGCAUGAAGUGUGGUGAGUUGGGGCAUAAAAGGGAGAACUGUCCAAAAGGUGUUGAUCAUUGCCAUAAGUGUGGGCGACUCGGCCACUAUGCCAAGGAUUGCAGAGUGAAACAAUACAACAGAGAUGAAGAGCAAUUGCCACCAUCACCAAAAAGAUUAGCCUUGGGGAAACGGCUAGAUUGA
This is a messenger RNA of Camelina sativa (false flax), 1098 nucleotides long. The record is from RefSeq and is a predicted model, not a curated record. Lineage: Eukaryota; Viridiplantae; Streptophyta; Magnoliopsida; Brassicales; Brassicaceae.